Molecule: messenger RNA, 1017 nt
Organism: Fragaria vesca subsp. vesca
Lineage: Eukaryota; Viridiplantae; Streptophyta; Magnoliopsida; Rosales; Rosaceae
Product: protein TIFY 10B-like
Exons: 2
Coding region: 168-725 (185 amino acids)
Biological process (GO): regulation of jasmonic acid mediated signaling pathway; regulation of defense response; response to wounding
Cellular component (GO): nucleus
Source: RefSeq, a predicted model, not a curated record
AAAGACAGCAAGAGAAAGCUCAGAAGGCCGAUAAGAGCAAGCCUUGUUUGACUCCACCAUAUAUAUUCAUACCUCCCUCAACUACUCCACCAUCACCAACACAUCUUCCGUUCCUUUCCUUACAUUCCAAUCCAAACCCUCUCAAAUUCUCAAAUUUCAUCUCAACAAUGGCCGAGAGAUCCAACUUUGCGCAGACAUGCAACCUCCUCAGCCAGUACUUGAAGGAGAAGAGAAGCCAGUACCUCCAGGGCGACAGCUUCGGAGUCAAGCCGGUUCCCCCGGCCACCAUGAACUUGCUCAACGCCAUGGAGGCCAGCCCGGCACCACCGGCUGCCAAUCCGGAUCAGCCUAGAUCUGCUCCCAUGACUAUCUUUUACGGCGGCCAGGUGCUCGUCUUCAGCGACCUUUCGCCGGAGAAGGCCAAGGAGAUCAUGGGGUUGGCUACCCAAGGAAGCCCUGUUGUUUCUUCAAGUGAGUCUAAUGUUGUGGUGAAACCACAGCAAGUGAAACCACAGCAGCAACAACUGCAACCGCCUCCGGCUAUUGCCUCGGAUUUGCCUAUUAUGAGAAGGGCUUCGCUUCAUAAGUUUUUGGCCAAGAGAAAAGAGAGAGUUGUUGCGGUAGCUCCAUACCAAGUGAACCACAGCCAGCAGAGAGCGACGUCUCCCAAGGCGGAGGAACAAGUAGCAGGGCAAAGUUCAAAGCAGCUUGAACUCAGGCUAUAGGGAUUUAAAUUUGGCGCUCGAUCUGAUUAGAUUUUAGACUUUUAUAUAUAUGGGUUUUGUAAAGGAGGAGAGGCUUAUGAUCUUAACUGAUCUGGGUCUCUGUUCUUGUUAUGGAACCCAAUUUAUUCUUACAACAAAAUUGAAUUUUUGUAAUUAUUUGUUUGAUCAAUCAAUAUAGGUUGAUCCAUUUAUGAAGAUUAUGAUGAUACUAUCUGGUAUGUAAUCAAAUUUCUUUCAUGAAGCAAGUUUUGUUUCGUGGAGGAAAGGUAGGCUAAAGUUUUGCCUCUCGAUC